Parathielavia appendiculata is the source of this 417-nucleotide messenger RNA. RefSeq names its product histone-fold-containing protein. The record is from RefSeq and is a predicted model, not a curated record. The coding region runs from base 1 to 417 and encodes 138 amino acids. Gene Ontology annotation, biological process: negative regulation of transcription by RNA polymerase II; RNA polymerase II preinitiation complex assembly. The transcript has 4 exons. Gene Ontology annotation, cellular component: negative cofactor 2 complex. Lineage: Eukaryota; Fungi; Ascomycota; Sordariomycetes; Sordariales; Chaetomiaceae. Gene Ontology annotation, molecular function: RNA polymerase II general transcription initiation factor activity; protein heterodimerization activity; TBP-class protein binding.
AUGUCCGACCAUGAGUUUGGAGGCAGUGAUGACCUCUCUUUACCCAAGGCUACCGUCCAGAAGAUCGUCAGCGAGAUACUGUCGGGGUCGUCAGGCAUUGCGUUUUCAAAGGAAGCCCGCGACAUACUCAUAGAAUGCUGUGUCGAGUUCAUCACCCUCAUCAGCUCUGAGGCGAACGAAAUCUCGGAGAAGGAGGCCAAGAAGACGAUUGCCUGCGAUCACAUCAUAAAGGCACUAGAUCAGCUUGGCUUCCCUGAUUAUGUUCCGGCCGUCCUCGAAGCCGCGGCGGAACACAAGGAAGUUCAAAAAGGGCGUGAAAAGAAGGCAAACAAGCUGGAGCAGAGUGGCAUGACACUGGAGGAGCUGGAGCGCCUGCAGCAAGAACAGUUUGCUGCGGCGGCUGCGAGGCAUAACUAA